UGUAACAUUUCAGUCGUCGGUGGGCCCGUUUUUUAUAAGUAUUUCAAGGAUGACAGCUGAAGUAAAUAAAGGACCCCUUCUGGGAAUGCGGCAUGUUCAGACCCUACUCAUUUUCCUCAACAUAACAUGUUUGUAUAUCGGUCGCCUGAAUGUGGGAGUAUGCGUGGUGGCCAUGACGAAUGCCGAGACCACCAAUCUGGAUUUUCCAGAAUAUGAUUGGUCUUUGACACAAAAGUCGUAUAUAAUCUCCAGCUUCUUUUGGGGCUACAUUUUCACCCAAUUCCUCGGGGGCUAUCUCUGCAAGCUGUUUGGAGUCAAGAAUGUCAUGCUCUGGGGAUCCUUCGCAUCGGGUGUCUUCAGCGCUCUAACGCCCCUCUUCAUCAGCUUUGGCGGAUGGCAGGCGUACUGCGGUGUUCGGGUGCUUAUGGGCUUUGCUCAAGGACUGAUCUUCCCCUGCAUUCAUCAGCACCUGGCCAGGUGGUCACCCCCCGCGGAGAGGAAUCGCUUGGGAGCUCUCAGUCACACGGGAAUCGAGUGCGGAAACGUGUGUGCCAUGUUCCUGAGUGGAAUGAUAGCAAAAAGUCCUAUAGGAUGGCCGGGAAUAUCCUAUGUCUCUGCCGGAUUGGUCUUCGCCUGGUGUAUCAUUUGGAUGCUUUUCGCCGCCAACAAUCCAAUGGAAUCUCGUUACAUAGGCGAGGUAGAGCUCCAGUACAUCGAAUCGUCUCUGAGGCACAACGAAGACUAUCACAAGACCAUCAUACCCAUUCCUUGGAGGGCCAUUUGGACCUCGGCUCCGUUCCUGGCUCUUUUGGUGGCACGUUCCUGCGAGACCUGGGGUCUGAGUACCCUACAGGCGCAGAUCCCAACGUAUAUGAACGGUGUUCUCGAUAUGGACAUGAAAAGCAAUGCAUUCUUUUCGGCGUUACCAUUUUUGGCCAUGUGGAUUAUGUCGUAUGUUUACCUGAUAGCCGCCGAUGUUUUGCUCUCUGGAAAUAGGCUAAGUUUGACGGCACUGCGAAAGACCAUUAACUCGAUAGCCUUCUGGAUUCCAUGUGCUACGCUAAUUGGAAUAGGAUUUUUGGACCAGGAACAAAAGAAUGUGGCCAUUGCUCUGAUGACCAUCAGUGUGGGUGUGAACAGUGGUGCAACGAUUGGUUCCUCCCUGAACACCAUCGAUCUAUCACCAAAUCAUGCCAGCAUCCUCAUGGGGAUCGUGAAUACGGCUGCGAAUGUGGUGCCUAUAGUGACUCCUCUUGUGGUCGGCUUUAUCGUUGAGGAUGAUGCCAAUCGUUCGGAGUGGCAGAUCGUAUUUAUAAUCGCCUCAGUAUUGUUUUUUUUCGGUAACUGCGUAUUUCUGUUCUUUGGUUCGGCUAUUUCUCAGCCCUGGGAUGCCGAAGACUAUCUCCAAUUAAAAGUACCAGACCUAACUAUUAAAAUAGCUAUCCACGGAGCAUCGAAAGAUACUGAUGAAAUGAAAAAUACGCUGGACUCACGGGAAAGAUAGUUUCAAAUCCAGAUUUUUUAAUAACUAAACUUAAUCUAAUAUAUUUCAGUA
Drosophila subpulchrella is the source of this 1555-nucleotide messenger RNA. Its product is annotated as putative inorganic phosphate cotransporter. NCBI's taxonomy places the organism in Eukaryota, Metazoa, Arthropoda, Insecta, Diptera, Drosophilidae. Gene Ontology annotation, biological process: monoatomic anion transport; transmembrane transport. Gene Ontology annotation, cellular component: plasma membrane. The record is from RefSeq and is a predicted model, not a curated record. The coding region runs from base 50 to 1504 and encodes 484 amino acids. Gene Ontology annotation, molecular function: transmembrane transporter activity. The transcript is spliced from 4 exons.